Cygnus olor (mute swan) is the source of this 4709-nucleotide messenger RNA. It is a transcript of the gene TAF4B, whose product is annotated as TATA-box binding protein associated factor 4b. The record is from RefSeq and is a predicted model, not a curated record. Gene Ontology annotation, molecular function: DNA binding; protein heterodimerization activity; RNA polymerase II general transcription initiation factor activity. Bases 377 to 2644 code for a protein of 755 amino acids. The transcript has 19 exons. Gene Ontology annotation, cellular component: transcription factor TFIID complex. Gene Ontology annotation, biological process: DNA-templated transcription; transcription initiation at RNA polymerase II promoter. Lineage: Eukaryota; Metazoa; Chordata; Aves; Anseriformes; Anatidae.
CAUGCAGGUGAACGAAUGCACGUGUGAGGUGCUUGUCGUUUAGGAAGAACAACUCUGCAGUACUUUCUGUUGUUGUUUUCCUAUUAGCUUGGUUUCAUUAUGUGAGGGCACACUGCAUGUAAUCGGACUUGUAUUUGUGACAGUAGGCAGAUGUGGCAGAAGUAGCAUUACCUUUCUGUUGCAUCAGCUUGUUUUCCUUGCUCUUGGGACAAGAAAUGAAGAAAGCAGACUUUGUAUUGAAAGUUCAGAGGUGCCAGUGCAGUACAGCAUUGUAAACUAGCUGUGUGCUGCUAUGUGUCAGACUUCGAACUCGCUAUUUAAGGAAUUUGACUCCAGUGAAUACUAGAUCACAGCAAGCUAGAAGAAGGUGUGGCGUAUGGAUUCCCUGGCUUGUUGCAGUAGGAGUUCCCUUGAAGGAACUGUUCUUAUCAGAAGCAGUAAUGGCCAACUAAUGCUGGUAUCUCAACAAGCAAUAGCACGAGCACAGACUCAGCCACAAAAUAACACAAGUGUACGACCGUCUGUACCUACCAGCACACCUGCAGUCAGAAUAUGUGCUGUACAGAACUCUGGCACCCAGUUACUAAAGAAAGCAGUAGCUACUCCUGUGAACACGUUAUCUCAAACAACAAAUGCUGUGGCUUCUACUGUUCAGCCACCUGCUGUAAUACAGCCAGCAGCUGCAACAGCUAGUGUUACUACAGUUACUGCUGUAAAGCCUUCGAGUACUGGAACACCUGUAAAACUUCCAGUUACAGGACCACCUGCACAAUCCAUCUCCCAGAAGGCAGUCUCUGUGAAAGCAGAGGGCACAACAGUAGCACAGACCAGCGCUUCUACAGAGAUGUUAGAGAAUGUGAAGAAAUGCAAGAAUUUCCUUGCCACGCUAAUAAAAUUGGCAUCUAGUGGACCUCAAGCCCCCGAGAUGGGGCAGAAUGUGAAGAAUCUGGUGCAAAAUCUCUUGGAAGCAAAAAUUGAACCAGAAGAAUUUACAAAGAAGCUGUACAUAGAGCUCAAGUCUUCUCCACAGCCGUAUUUAGUUCCUUUUCUUAAGAAAAGCAUGCUUGCCUUACGGCAACUAAUGCCAAAUGCUCAAAGCUUUAUCCAGCAGUGUAUGCAGCAGCCAGCUCCAACCCAAGAAGCUGUUUCAACUUGUACCUCUGCACCAACUCCUGUAGCGGUGGCGACCUCAGCUGUAGCAACAAAUUCUCUUCCCGUUAUAAAACCAGUGUCUGCCUCUGCGACAGUCGCAGCCUCUCCAGUUAUAAAACCAGUCCUUUCCAGUGCACCGGUGACAGCCUCUCUGCAGACGGUGAAGCCUGUUCCUGCCUCUGCAGUGGUGACAGCCUCUCUUCGUCCCGCAGCGUCAGUCCUCACCACCACAAUAGCGACAUCAGGGCUGACUGCUAUCCAAACUGUGAAGCCGGUCUUCACCUCUGCGGUAGCAACGUCCUCUCUCCAACCUGUAAAGCCAGUGCUCGUCUCUGCAGUGGCAUCCUCAGCAACAACCCCUCUCCAGCCUUUGAAACCAGUCAUCGGCACCCCCAUCAGUAUUAAAAUCUCCCAGCCAAACUCCAUCGUUGCGCAGUCGGUGGGCGCGCAGCAGGUGGUAAAAGUGAAACAGUUGGUAGUCCAACAACCGUCAGGAGCCAUUGUAAAGCAAGUAUCCACACUCCCACAGCCCUCAACGCUGACUCUCCAGACAUCUGCUGAGAAGAGGAUGCCGCUGAAUACGCUUGUUCAAACCAACCAAUUUCCUGCAGGUUCCAUUCUGAAACAAGUUACCCUGCCAGGAAAUAAAAUUCUGUCGCUUCAAGCAUCUCCUGUUCAGAAAACUAAAAUAAAAGAGAAUGGAACAACAUCCUUCAGAGAUGAAGAUGACAUAAAUGAUGUGACUUCUAUGGCUGGGGUCAACCUGAGUGAGGAGAGCGCGUGCAUUCUGGCAACAAAUUCUGAACUCAUUGGUACAGUGAUCCGCUCUUGUGCAGAUGAACCUUUUCUCUCUUCAGAAGCACUUCAAAAGAAGAUCUUGAACAUUGGUAAAAGGCAUGACAUUAUGGAACUUAACUCUGAUGUUGUGAACUUGAUCUCCCAUGCUACACAGGAGAGAUUACGAGGGCUCCUAGAAAAACUAACUGUAAUUGCUCAGCACAGAGUAUCAACCCACAAGGGGAGCGAUAAGUACAUCGUAUCUAGUGAUACCAGAGCACAGCUGAGAUUUCUCGAAAAGCUUGAUCACCUGGAAAAGCAGAGAAAGGACGAAGAAGAACGUGAAAUGUUACUACGAGCAGCCAAGAGCCGUUCCAAUAAAGAAGAUCCCGAGCAUCUGCGUUUGAAGCAGAAAGCAAAAGAGAUGCAACAGUUGGAGUUAGCACAAAUGCAACAAAGAGAAGCCAACCUCACGGCUUUGGCAGCCAUUGGACCGAGAAAGAAAAGGCCGUUGGAUUCAUCAAAUGCUGGAUCUGGGCUGGAGUACCAAAAGGUAAUGGGUACUGGAAGAGUGCAGCUCAACAGAGCGGGUCAGAAUGGAUCUGAUACCUUCUCUUGCAGUAACAAGGUGGUAAUAUCUUCAUCUCUCUCAUUCUGGUCCCUCUGGACACUUUUGGAUACAAAUGAGCUUUCCUUCUUCCUCGCUGCUGGUUGAGACCCAGGAGAGUGUUUGAGCACCUCACAACGCAUUGAUGGCUUUUUACCUUUCUUCCCCUUCUGCGAGACAGGAAAGUGCUCUGUGUCCUAGAGCUGGGAGACUGAUGUAUGGGAUACACCAGCUAGCACAGACCUCAAUGUGACCACAGGUGACAGAGCUGGGGAUUGAACCGGAGUUUGAGUAGCUGCUCUGGCUGGCUGACUGUUUGUACCACCUUCCAACAACGUAUCUACUGCAAACAGCUGUAAUUUCUCAGCAUUUUGAAACAUCACUGAAAAUUGUCUCCUGACUGUUUCCUUCUUUUGGAGGUAUUUUUAUAAUGCAUGGCAGGGCUGCAGCGACAGUUUGCUCUCUUAGGAUCUUAGCUUAGAGACUUAAAAGUAUUUGUCUCACCAGAAAUUAAGAUGAGAGCUCUUGACUUGACUUUUAACACCUGCCUGAAGUUUGCUUCCUUGAAGUGCCCCUCUCUAAUUCUGCUGUAGGAGUCUGAAAUUCUGCAUGCAGUUUGUGUGAAGCCACAAAACUUGAGAAGGAAAUGUGUACUCUGCGAGGAACGGGUCACUGAGCCUGGGCAGGUGGGUGGGAAGGCAGGUUUCUGCUGACCUCUGUGAGCACUGUUCCAGGUCCUAUCUAAUAGCUCUGAGCAACCUCGAUAUUCCUGCCAGUACUUAAGAUGCAGGCUUCUGGAUUGUGUGCUUCAAACACUUUGGAGACGAUGAAUUAAGGCUAUGAUGGUAGCUCAGGUAGAAGAAGGCUCUUGUCCUGCAAGUCUUGCUACCUUUCAUGACAGCUGUGGCUCUGUAUCAAGUUCACUCUUGCCUUUCCAGAGAGAUUCAGUAUUUAAUUCUUCAUCCAGCCACUGGAGAGAGCUCUAAAGAUCUUAAAGACGUGUUUUGGGAGCAACCUCCUGACACUAGCUGCAAAACUGAUGUGGGACUACUGCAGGAGCUCCAUGGUGUUUUCUGUUGCCAGAAUUGGUGAGAGUAACUCAUCUCUGCUAGGAAUACACAAAAGGCUGUGAGGAUCAUGAAAGCGUAUUGCUCUGACAAAGUUGCUGAUCUGACUGGACUCUGAGGAUAAGCAAAACACAGGACUGCAGCGAUUUUUUUUUUUUUUUUUGAAGCAGUUUGCUGCCCCACUGGAGGAAUGUAAUAGAUCUGGGAGCAAGGCAUGGGCCUUGCCAUGGGUUCUAGUGCAGGUACUAAGGUGUGAAAAACAGCAUGGGGGAGCUUCUGUGCAAGAGGGAGUACAUGAAAUGCAAAGGAGAGGACUGCCAGUGCUCCAGAUAAGUCCUCUCUUUUAAGGACUGAUAACACCCCAGGGCAGUUGACCUGCUGCCCAGCCAGAAAUUGCUGAAGAGGAGGCUUCUGAGCAUGCAGCAGCAGAGAACCCUCCCCUGAAGCAUCCCUUGAGUCAGCUGAAGAGCUCAGAGCUGGACACUUCUUCAGGGUCCUGGACCCUGAAGCACGUGUGAUAGUUCAUUUUGGUGUGCAGAUGGCACCAUAACUUCAAAUGUCUUUAUAUUUGGUUCCUUAAAUGUUUUAUUACAAGCAGACAGGUAUAUCACCCUCUGCCAUUUGUUCCAGUGAUCAGAACAAAACCGUGAAAGACCAGUACUUCGAUGCAGCUUUGUGUUCAGAGACAUGUGCAGGAGGCUUUAUGCAGCCUAUCAUAAGGUGUUGGGUGAGUUUCCUGACCAGGCAAAGCCCGUUUGCAGUCCAAGUCUGGACUGGAAUUUGCUAUGCUGUCAGACUUCUUUGAUUUUUUUUAAACCAUCCAGCACCUCAAGAGAAGGACCCUUUCUUUCAGCUUGGAUGUGGUGUCCGUUGCUUUAUAUGUGCUCAGUAAGUAGUUGAAGAGCCCUUGAAAUGCUGUACUCGGCUCUGAUAAGCCCACUUGCUGUAUGAAACAUAAAAAUAUGAGCUGCGUCUCAGCAAACAGAAGUCCAACAUAAACUUUGGCCUUGGAAGUGAUUUUACAGCACAACAUGGCUCUGUGUCUCUGCCCUGGCAUCAUGGGGUUUGAAUGGCAAUGGAAUUGCUCCUGGAUCGUCAAAUUUUAG